Messenger RNA from Sinocyclocheilus rhinocerous, 8152 nucleotides. Its product is annotated as thyroglobulin-like. The record is from RefSeq and is a predicted model, not a curated record. Gene Ontology annotation, biological process: thyroid hormone generation. NCBI's taxonomy places the organism in Eukaryota, Metazoa, Chordata, Actinopteri, Cypriniformes, Cyprinidae. The transcript is spliced from 48 exons. Bases 1 to 8106 code for a protein of 2701 amino acids.
AUGCAGAACAUGGAAGAGAUGAAGCUCCUUUGUGUAACCUACGCACUGCUUAGCAUCUUCUCUCUGACGUAUGGAAAGAUUUCAGAGUACCAGCUGGAGACCGAGAGUCUGAGUCAAUGUGAACAGCUCAGGGCUGUCAGUUCAAUGCAGGGACAUGAGCACAUAGCCCAGUGCUCUGAGGACGGCCGAUUUAGGCAUGUUCAGUGUAAUCGUGGAGGCGGGGAGUGUUGGUGUGUGAAUGUAGAAGGACUUGAGAUACCUGGGAGUCGACAAAAUGGAUCCACGGUUCAUUGUUUAACCUCGUGCCAGCUCCAGAGACAGCAGGCCCUGCGAACUGAAGGCAUCACACUGGUGCCAGCAUGUUUGGACUCAGGUGAGUUCGAGCCGGUGCAGUGUGAUGCGUCCCGUGGCCAGUGCUGGUGCGUGGACCAAGAAGGCAUGGAGAUCUAUGGAACCAGGCAGAACGGAAAGCCCUCAAAGUGUCCUGGUACUUGUGAGGUAAGACAGCGGCGACUCCUUCAUGGUAUCGGAGAACCCUCUCCCCCUCAGUGCUCAGAUGACGGGGGCUUCUUACCUGUGCAGUGCAAGUUUGUCAACACCACUGACAGAAUGAUAUUUAAUCUGUUACACACCUUUAACAGAGACCCAGAAGUGUUCCAGACAUUCAGUGCUUUCAGAAAGGCCUACCCAGAGCUCUCUAGUUAUUGUUUCUGUGCAGACAGUCGUGGAAGAGAGAUGCCAAGCACAGGUGUGGAGUUGCUGUUGGAUGAGGUGUACGACACUGCGUUUUCAGACCAGACUGCAGGAAGUACAUUUGCACAGUCAAACAUGUAUCGAAUCCUACAGCGUCGCUACCUUGCCGUCCAGCUGGCCGUGAGCGGGAGAUUUAGAUGUCCCACCCCAUGUGAGAGCGAACGGGCCGCAGCUACUCAGGCUGGCAAUUCCUUUGUACCCUCCUGUAUUGAUAAUGGAGCAUAUGUGUCAACCCAGUGUCAGUCCAGUGGCCAGUGUUGGUGUGUGGAUACUGAUGGCAAAGAGAUCUUUGGCACACGCCAGUAUGGAGUACCAAAUUGUAGCACUGAAGUGAAGGACUGCCUGUCUGAGAGGAGGCAAGCCCUCUCCAGGCUUUUUUAUGGCCCAGCUGGAGACUUCAGCAAGAGCAACGUGUUCUCCAUUUCCAAAGACACCCUCUCUUUUCUUGGUACUUGCAGUCCUGAAUUCCAGGAGCUUUUGGCCAACUCUGGUCUUCUUCAGUCGUUGCCAGAGUUGGAGCGUCCAAAUGUCGGAGACAUCCUGGCAGAGGUCCUCCAAGGGAUGUUUCCCUCUGGGGCUCUUGCCCUGAAAGCUCUUGCUCUUGCCCCGAAUCCCAAGAGACUCCAGGAGAAUCUCUUUGGAGGAAAAUUCCUAAAGAGCGCUGGCAAUUUCAACUUCACCGGCACUGUUGGAAACAGUGGUACAUUGAGUUUCAGUCAAGUUUUCAGUCAAGUUGGUCUGAUGCAAGCUGUGACCGACUUGAUGCAGUUGGCCAAGACAGUUACAGAUGACUCUGCCAGUCUUAAUCUAGACCAAGAGAUUUCUGAUGCAUUUGGUCGUUCGGUGAACCUGAAAAACAACCGAGAUAUGAUUAAACUUGUUUCAAUGGCUCUUGAGAACGAGCAAUUUCUCACUGUCCUUCGAGAAGCAAUCAAACAGUUGAAGGCAGAAGAAAGCAGCCAGUUGGGUCAACUGUUUCGUGCCAUUUUCCGGAAAUCAGAUGUUUGCAAGUCUGUGACUUCAACCUCGACUCUGUAUGUGCCCCAGUGCACUGAGGAUGGACGAUACCAGGAAGUUCAAUGCCAGGGCUCAGAGUGUUGGUGUGUGGACUCUCGUGGUCUGGAAAUAACAGGUUCUCGCACCACUGGGUCCAGACCGAGAUGCUCAUCCCAGUGUGAGAAAGAACGUCAGAUGGCUUUUGCAGUCAAAGCCAGCAGUUCUGCAGGAUCUGAGGUCUUCAUUCCUAAAUGUGAGACUGAUGGUGCUUACGUUGCACGUCAGUGUCUUGGCAAAAGUUGUUUCUGCGUGGACCGUUCUGGAACAAAACUCAGCAUUCAGAGUUCAGGAAGCUCUCUUCAAUGUCCAACAAGCUGCCAGGCAACAGCGACCCAACAAUUCCUGUCCACAGUCCGCUCUGUUUUCUCUGAUCCAUCUUCUAUAACCCAGCUUUCUGAAGUGUAUAUCCCUCGUUGUGCCUAUGAUGGCAGCUGGCAUCAGAUCCAGUGUGAUGGACCUCCAGAACAAGCAAUUGAGUUCUACCGUGAGUGGGUUCGGAUCAUAAAUUCCGGACAAGACUUGCCCGUUUCAGAAGUUCUCGGAAUUCUGCGAGCCUUUGCAAGAAACACAGAAGCAAUGUCUUCAUUCAGAGUCUUUGUAUCGGAAUUGUUCAAAGCUGGGCAACAUCGAGUGUUCCCUGUCUUGGCAAGAUUUGGGAAGUUCUCUGAUAUUCCAUCUGACAUUUUAGAUGGGAACAUUGAGGCCAUUUAUGGACCAUCAGUUUUCCUGAAUCCGUUAUCGUUAUGGAGACUGAUCAGAGGAGAGGAUUCCGGUUAUCCAGGCCCGCUAUCAGAUUUCAGUCUUCCUCUUGGGAGCUUUCACCUGCGUCAGUGCUGGUGCGUUAACCCUCAAGGAGACAUGCUAGCAGAUAGCAAGGCUCCUGUUGGACAAAUCUCCAAAUGUCCAGGUCCAUGCUCUAUGGUUCAAAACCAGGUCUCUGAGUUCCUGAAGCAGGCUGAAGAGCUAAUCUCUGCUUCAAACAACUCACAUGUGCCUGUGGGUUAUGGUUUUCUCCCGGCUGAGAGUGUCUAUCUGAGCCCUGAGGAGCUGGAGCAGAUGCGCACCUCAAAGAUCCCCGUCACUCAGACUCUGCUGAACAACACCAACUCUGCGCUGAGACUCGCAGCUCAUUCCACCCUACAUUUCUACUGGCAGAGCAGACUGAUGGCCAAUGACAAAGACAGACAGAGUUUAAUGCUGGGAUACCAGCCCUACAUCCCACAGUGCGACACUUAUGGCCAGUGGCUGCCCAAUCAGUGCUACCAAAGCACAGGUCACUGUUGGUGUGUUGAUGAGGAGGGAAGAUACAUCACAGGCUCUCUGAUGUCUCGUUCUGCACCCUCUCGGCAGUGCCAAACUACGUGCCAAAGGCUUCAAAGCAACUUCCUGCUCUCUGAUUGGACACAAACAAGCUCUAAUAUCACUUAUACAUACAGCCCAUCAUGUGAGGAGUACGGUGAGUUUUCGAUACUCCAGAAGCCCGGUUCAGUCCAUUCACAGGGGUUGUGCGUAAGUCCUAUAACCGGACAAGUCAUCCAACCUGCCAUCACCAGUCCUUCUGGAGAACUGCAAUGUCCAGGUUGGUGUUCUCUACAGAAAACUCUGGCAUUGCAGAGAGAGAUCGGUGUGGGCUAUGAGCCUCAAUGUGUGCAGGACGGGCAGCGAUUCUCACCCCUGCAGUGUGACCUGUCCUACUGUUGGUGUGUUUCUCGAAGUGGAAAGGAACUGCCAAUGACACGCACCAACCGCAGCACAGGACAAACCCCAGCCUGCGACAUUUCUGAGUGCCCCCUUCCAUUUGGAGAUAUUUCCCAUGGUGCUGUUCUGUGUAGCACUGGGAUUGUUGUGGGUCAGCAGACGCAGCGCUGUGAGCUGUUCUGUGACCAAGGUUAUGUCAACACCCUUCCUGUCACCAGCUUCCUGUGUGAUCCCCAGGCGAAAAACUGGCUUGAUGAUGCUCCACUGUCCUAUGCCUGCCAAAAGCCUCAGGUUGUGCAGACAGUGCAGGUGUCCUUACAGCUGAAGCUGCCCCUGGCUGAGGGUCAGCAGAGUUGCAGCAGCCAGAGUGUUGAGCUACGGGCUGCUUUGCUGCGAGACAUGAGAGCUACAGGCCUCUGCAGCCUACAGCUGACCUUAUCUGGCCAGACCAGCUCUGUUGCAGUCUGUGACGAGUCAUCUGUGUCUCUUGAGUGUUUGAAUGACAAGGAAGUCACUGCACACAUCACCUUUAGGGCCAGACUCUCCGACCUGCCAAUAACAUCUCUCCCUGAUCUCCAUGACAUUGAUAUGGCACUUAGUGAGGAGAGGUUGUUAAAUGGCGUGAAGGAAUUAAUCCAAAGUGGGUCAUACCGGUCCAUCUUCCUCUAUGACCGUUCUCUCGCUCUUUCUAUUCCUCCCUCGUUUAGCUGCAUGGAUGGCUAUAAGCAGCUCCCACAAUCCACUGGGUGUGCGGUGUGUCCAGCUGGUUCUUUUUCUAGUGGUGGUGUGUGUACUUCGUGUCCGCGUGAUACAUUUCAAGCGGAAGAAGGGCAGGUCUUCUGUUCUCCCUGCCCCUCGGGAACAUCCACUGUGGCCCAGGGAGCCUUCAGUGCUUCUCAUUGUCUUACUGAGUGCCAGCAGAGUAAACUGAGUUGUACAAAGAAAGGGGAAUUCCUGUCAGCCCAGAAGGACCCCAUGUCUGGCAGAUGGUUGUGUCUCUCUUCACAGGGGGAGGAACUUUCCUGGACAUCUUCUGAUGCUCCAAUGACUGUUGAAGAGUGCAAAGUAAUGGAAAAGUUCGAGGUGGUUGCCCCUUCCUCCCUGCUGCUGAAAUCAGAGAGUGCUGAAAUACUGAGCUCUGAUUCUUCAACCCAGCCAAAGGAGAAACAGCUCAGGAAGUGUGUGCUUGAUUGUGCCCUGGAAGAUUCGUGCCAACAUGUGGCUAUUUUCAGUGAUAAAGAGAAAACUUACUGUGAACUGUAUAGCACAAGUGCGGAUAAUGUUGAAUGCAGGACCUCUGAGCAAAGCAAAGGGUUUCUGGGAAAUGAUGGCGCUGAGACGUUCCAGACUCUCAACUGUGUUCUGAAAAUAAAAGGAGAUGAACCCAAUCUGAUGGUGCUGAGAAAGAAAGGUCAUGAAUUCAGCACAGCAGGCCUGAAGAGUUUUGAGAGGCUGAGUUUCCGUAAGACUGGUUCUGGAGUGUAUCGGACGCUUGUGUUUGAUGCGCAUGGAACCACUCUGGCUGACGUCCAUCGCUUCUGCGUCAACUCUUGCAGUCGUGAGAACUGCUGUGAUGGAUUCAUCCUUAACCAGAAUGUCCUCGAUGGAGGCUCUAUCAUGUGUGGGCUCCUGAGCACUCCUUCAGUGCUGCAGUGCAGUGAGGUAGACUGGGACGUGAGGGGCGUGGCCUCCUCCAGCCGCAUCUGUGGUGCUGGUGUCCAAUACAGCAAACAACUGAAACGUUUCACUUUCAACUUUGGAGGACAGAACUUCACCAUCACUGAUGCAGCCUUACCGGCAUCCAGCAAAAAUAAAACUGGCUACCAGGAAACUCUCUUUAGCUUCCAACGUAUCUACCUUUGGAAAGAGUCUGAUAUGAACACGCGUCCAAAAACUCCCUCUGCUUGCAGUGGAUCAGCUUUUGUAGAAGAUUCCAAAAUUACACUUUCUGAAUACACUUUCCAGGAGGCACAGCUGUGGUGUCUGAAACGCUGCGGAGAAGAACAACUCUGCCACGUAUCCGACAUUCAUGAUGAAGGCCCUCUGUAUUUUGCAUGUGUAUUGUAUCCUGACACGCGUGUAUGUGGGGCGUAUGACAAACCUCUCAGGCAGGCAUGCAGUUUAGUGAUGACACAGAGUCUUCAGACUGCAUACCAGAAGAAAGUUUCUCUGUUAGGAAGUGUGAAGAGUUUUUACAGUCGUGUUCCUUUUAAGAAGAUGGUGUCCUACUCUGUACGCAGUCGAGUCAGUCUGUCCAGUAAAUCUAUCACAGAAGGGUUUUUUGAGUGUGAGAGGCGAUGUGAUGAAGAUCCAUGCUGUCGUGGCAUAGGAUAUGUCCAAGAUUCCGGUGUACCUAGAUCAGAUGUGUUGUGUCUAAUUCUGAAUAGUCUGGGUAUCCAGACGUGUGGUGAGAAUGACAGUACUAACUGGAGGAUUCAGGACUGCUCUCCAUCCAAAGUGCAGACUGAAGUCUAUCCCUUCGGCUGGUAUGAAAAGCCAGUAAACCAAUGGAUAAAGAAUCCCAGUGUGUGUCCACCAUUUAGUCUCCGCUCUCCCUCAAAGAACGCUGAUUUGAAGAACUGGAAGCAGUUGGAUGCCACCUCUGUCAAGGUGGAUUCAUCUGUUUCAGCUUUUGACAUUGUCCACAUAAGCAGAGAUAUAGCAGAGGAUCUGGAUAAAGUCAGAGACUGGUGUCUAUCUGCCUGUGAGGAAAGUGAGUCCUGUUCAGCUGUGUCUAUCGAUAGCAGAGAGUCAGCCAUGAGAUGUGUGAUGUAUCCAGACACACACACCUGCCUUCCUACAACCAGCGGCCAGCGCUGCUUCCUAGUCACCAAAGAGCCUGCUCAGUCUGUUUACGUCAGGACAGGUUUACAGCCAGAGUUGACUUCUGUUUCCAUUCCUGAUCACGGGACACUUCUCGGAGAGAGUGAGGUGAAACCCAUAACUGGCUCAGAUAGCAAGCGUGUAACCUAUUUCCUGGGUGUCCCUUAUGCUCGUUCACCAGUCGGAGAGCUCCGUUUCAGCCCUCCACAGCCAGCUGACUGGACCGGUACCUGGAAUGCCACGUUUUCUCGAUCCAGCUGUCUUCAACCUGGCGAUCCCACUGACUCCACCUCCAGUGAAGACUGUCUGUACCUCAAUGUAUUUGUUGCUAGUAGUGUGGGAAAGAAUGCUCCGGUUCUGGUGUUCUUCCACAACUCUGGAUCGGGUCUCUUAGAUGGGUCUUACCUCACUGCUGUUGGCAACAUAAUUGUAGUGACAGCCAGUUUCAGGGUGUACGCUUUCGGUUUCCUCAGUGCAGAUUCCAGUGCUCUGCCGGGGAAUUAUGGGUUGCAGGACCAGGCAGCUGCUCUGGGAUGGGUUCAGAAGAACAUUGCUUAUUUUGGAGGAGACCCCACUAAAGUCACAGUAGGGGCAGAGAGAAACGGUGCCGACAUUGCGAGUCUUCAUCUUACCUCACCGUCGGCUUCAUCACUUUUCCACCGAGCUUUGCUAAUGGGUGGAUCGUUGUUUUCUCCAGCUGUUGUAAUGAGUACCUCUAAAGCCCAGGUGCAAACUGCAUCUCUGGCUAGGGAACUUGGCUGCUCGGCCUCUGAUAUUUCACAGCUGCUGACCUGCCUAAGGAGUAAACCAGCUCAUAGCAUCAAUGCUGCCCAGACCAAGUUGUUAGCAGUGAGUGGUCCCCUGCAGGCCUGGUCACCAGUGGUUGAUGGAACUGUAGUUCGUGAAAAGCCUUCUGUGGCCCUUCUGUCCGGACGCUUCCACAAAGUUGAAUUACUUCUAGGGUCAUCAUUUGAAGACGGUCUCAUCAGCAGAGCCAAGAACAUCAAGAAUUUCGAGCAGCUUCAGGGAAGGGCUGACAGCAAGACAGCAUUUUACGCAGCCCUGUCUAACUCUCUGGGUCGAGAUGAUGCUAAUGCUUUCGUGAAGGAGGCCGCGACCUGGUUCUACUCUUUGCAGCACUCCCCCACACCCUCAGGAUACAAUGUGUUCUCUCGCGCACUGGAAAAUGCUACGAGAGAUCUCUUCAUCAUCUGUCCAGCUGUGGACAUGGCUGAAUUCUGGGCAGCCAACACACGGUCCAGUGUUCACAUGUACCACCUACCUGAGGAAGCUACCUACAACAGUGUUGAUCUGUCAGUACCGAUGGAUGUGCAGUACCUCUUUGGAGUUCAUCUUGCCUCAGAAAUGCAUGACCUCUUCAGCUCCAAAGAGAGAACGCUUACCUUGCAGAUCAUGAACUAUAUGGCAAACUUCAUAAAGUCUGGCAACCCCAACCUGCCUCUUGCAGCAUCUAGGACGUCCUUCAGUAAGUUCUUACCCCCAUGGCCUCAGUUCAUGCCUCACCCGGGUGGACGGGGCUAUAAGGAGCUGUCCUUUACACUCAGUAACCGCAAGAACCUCCAGAGUCCUCAGUGUUCCUUCUGGUCUCAAUAUGUGCCGACUUUGAUCACCUCUACCGCGCAAUUCUCCUGUGAGACUUCAGUGGGAGAUUCUGGAGGUAUUCAAAAUCCAACCCAAGAGCCAAAGUCAAUCCCAGACGCCAGCUUCUCUCUGACUCCAAGCAAACCUAAAUCUGAGAAAGAUGCUUACAAUUAGUCUCAAAAUUUUCAGAUUUUCUUGUAAUUGCUUGUUCCAGAACCAA